This is a messenger RNA of Pundamilia nyererei, 2343 nucleotides long. RefSeq names its product NOC3-like DNA replication regulator (gene noc3l). The coding region runs from base 238 to 2328 and encodes 696 amino acids. Gene Ontology annotation, cellular component: nucleolus. Gene Ontology annotation, biological process: DNA replication initiation. The transcript has 17 exons. Lineage: Eukaryota; Metazoa; Chordata; Actinopteri; Cichliformes; Cichlidae. Gene Ontology annotation, molecular function: chromatin binding. The record is from RefSeq and is a predicted model, not a curated record.
CUGAGGCGCGCUCCAGUCCAGCAGAAAAAACUGAUCCUGUCCUCCGGCCGCGGGGGGCGCUGUCCUCUCGUCACAGAAGGGCGGUUACUUUUCUGUUUCCGGGUUUUUGGAGAGCAACGUGUGGAGGCAACCCGCAUCUCGGCACCAAAACACUCCGACACUCCGAACCAAAGUGACCGAGCGGGAACGACUGUAGUCCGGCCUGACACAUCGGAGACACCGGAACGUCCUGCAGCCAUGGGCCCGCCUCGCUCGAAGAAGCGGCGGCCGACGUUUCGCCGCCUGCUGAAGACGAGCGGCGUGAAGCUGGAGAACAAGCUGAAGAACCGCCAGCUGAAGCAGCAGAACGUCGCCAAGAAGCAGCGCAAGGAGCAGAAAAGGCUGAGGCAGGCGGUGAAGGGCGCCGUCGGCGAAACGCCCCGCCCCCUGGAGACGUACAGGAAGAGACCAGAGGAGGAGGAGGAGGAGGAGGAGUUUCUGGAGAGCCUACCCACAGACAUGAUGGAGCAGGAAGACCUGCAGCAGAUGACCGCCAUGGCUCGCCAGGCGUCCUUCAUCACCAGGGACCUGUCGUCAUGCGGGCCGGUGCAUGGCGGGAAGAAGCGGAAAUCGGACGUAGCUCGCAGCUACGAGAAGGUUCCCAGGAAGAUGGCGAGGACGGAGGAAAAGGAAGUGAUCCACCUGCUGCCGAUCAAAGACAAGACGGGCGUGAUCCCACAGAGCGUCGAGAGGGUGGUGGAGAAGCAGCCGGAGGAGGAGGAGCAGGGGGAGAAGCAGGAGGAGGAGCCUGAUGAUGUCGACACAGAGGCGGAGCCACCGAGCUGCCAGGAGAUGACGCCGGCGCAGAGAGAGCGGCUCAGGAAUCAGAAGCUUAACGAGAGGAAGCUGACCAUCGCCGGCCUGGCGUCGGCCAUCGUGUCGGACCCCAUCGGCAGCAUAAAGCGCGUGAAGGAGCUGCGGGGGAUGCUGAUGGAGGCCGACCCCAGCGUGGCGGUGACGGUCAGAAAGCUGGUGAUGGUUUCUUUGAUGGAGGUCUUCAAAGACAUCGCCCCCACCUACAGGAUCCGACCUCUGACCUCGGCGGAGAAGACCGCUAAGGUGAAGAAGGAGACGCAGGUGCUCCGAGAGUUCGAGGAGGGUUUGGUGAGUCAGUACAAGUUCUACCUGGAGGACCUGGAGCAGACUGUCAAAGACUGGAAGCAGAAGAAGAAGAAGCGCAGUCAGGCGGUGGCGCUGCAGGCGUACGGCGGGCUGGCCGAGGUCGCCGUCCGCUGCCUGUGCGAGCUGCUCGUCGCUCUGCCUCACUUCAACUUCCACAACAACAUUGUGGUCGUCCUGGCGCCGCUGAUGAACGACUCCACCAAGAAGGUGUCCGGCGUGUGCUGUGACGCGUUCAGGAAGCUCUUCCAGCAGGACAGAGCGGGCGGGGCCUCGCUGGCCACGGUGCGAGUUAUCUCCGGCCUCGUGAAGAGCCUGAACUACAACGUCCGACCCGAGCUGCUGCGGACGCUGCUGAGUCUGAGGAUUAAAGAGGUGGAGAUGAAGAAGGACAUCGAGGCUGCGGCACCAAAGAAGAAGUUCAUGACCAACAAGGAGAGGAAGAAGAACCUGUCGAGGAUGCAGAGGAAGUGGAAGAAGGCUGAGGAGAAGCUGGAGAAGGAGCUGCUGGAAGCCGAAGCCUCAGAGAGCAAAGACAAGAAGAUCAAGCUGCACACAGAGACGCUGAACAUCGUCUUCCUCAUUUACUUCAGGAUUUUGAAGAAGGCUCAGAAAUCAGUUCUUCUCCCUGCAGUUCUGGAGGGGCUCGCCAAUUUUGCUCACCUCAUCAACCUGGAGUUCUUUGAUGACCUGCUCAACGUGCUGCAGGACCUCAUCCAAGCAGGAGAUUUGUCCAAUAAGGAGACGCUGCACUGCAUCCAGACCGUCUUCACCAUCCUGUCAGGACAAGGUGACGUCCUGAACAUCGACCCGCUCAACUUUUACUCUCAGUUAUAUAAACUGCUGCCCAGGCUCCACGCAGGGGCGCCCAACGAUGACGCCAUCAUUGUGCUGCGGUGUCUGGACGCAAUGCUGACCCGCCGCAGGAAGCAGGUGACCCUACAGAGGGCGAUGGCGUUUGUCAAAAGGCUGACCACGAUCAGUCUGCACGUAAUGCCCAACGCCAGCGUGGGAAUUCUUGCCGCCAACCGAGCCACGAUGCAUGUGAGUCUGAACGUGUGUGUUGACAUCCUGUCUUCGUCCCCUCGUCCCCAACCGCCGACCCUCCCUGAGCAGAACUCCUCCCUGCCCGGUCCCACUGUCGGCAGAGUGCUUACUCAUCGAUCGUGAUUUCAGGGGUUUUCU